ACAAAAUCCCAAAAAAAAAAAAAAAAAAACGUAGCAACUACUAUUUGUUUGAAUUGAAUUUUAUAUUUUCAAAAAUACUGGCCAACCAUAUGCUAAAUUGUGUUUUUGACUUUGUAUCAACUUCUUAAUGGAUGUGAUGCUUUGAGAUAUACUUUUUAUUUUUUUUUAUUUUGCUGCCUAGAGGAAGAAUGAAGAAUAUAUUAUGGGUUUAAGAGCCACUGAUUUGAGUUAUAACUUUGCUAGUAACUGAAAUUUUACAACAAACUUCUUAUUAUGUACUACUGUUUUCAAUGAUCAAUUCUCAAAAGUUUCUCAUCCAAAUCUAUAUUUUUCAUCAAUCAUGACAUAGAUUGAUAACUACAAUGAUUUUCACCUUAAACAAGAAGCUUAGACCUCAUCCAAACUUUUUAUUUUUUAUUUUUUGAGAAAUUGACUUCAUCCAAACUUAAAUUGAUGAGAUAGCUACAAUUGGGAUGUUUCUAUUUGUGUUCAUUUGCAUUAGAUUAAUAGGUUGUGUCAAGGUUGUUUACAGGCCUUAAUUAUGAUUAGGGGUCCCCGUCCUCCCCACCAUAAACAGUCAACGCUAGAUCGUAUUACACUUGGAGGUAGUACCAGUAGCUUCCCCUACACCUGUCCUCCGCUUUAUCCUCAUAGUCAUGGCCACAGUUUUGGACCUAUUUGGUUUUGGACUCAACUAGUCCACUAAAUAUUCAUGAAAUGAUUUUUAAAAAUAAAUAAAUAAAGGACAAAUUUGUAAAAUCACAGCCAGAGGUUACACUCCUUGGCUUCUAUAAAAGCCAUGACAAACUCGAUUUCUUCCUCCGCCGCACGAGUUCGAGAGACCUAACACAGUUGAUGUUUUCUUCAUCUCCUUCGAUCUGGAGUAAUAUGACUGUGAGACAGGUUGUUAGGGUUAAGAUACCCAACCUGACACACUUUUAUGGUUGUGAAAUUUUUCACUUUCACAACCGGACUGUGAAGUGUGUCAGUUUGGAUAUCUUGACCCUGACACCCAGGGUCACAAUUAUCCCCAGUUUACACGGGCUCUCAUCCACCAUCUUCCAGCCCAAACCUGUUUGCCUCCCAAGAAAAUAGAUAAAGAAAAACUUAUUUAUUUUUUAAUUCUAUUGUUUCACGGUACUUUGAAUUUCGUUAAUGUUUGGUGCACUUUUUUUUAUCUUUUUAAUGCAUAUUGGGUUUAUACGGGAGGGGUUGAUUUGCUUCUUUUCAUUCUGUUUUUACCGAUGAGCUAACUGAAACGGGCAGAUUUACUUGAGAAGAGAUUUUUAAUUAUUUUAAUAUUUUGGCUUGAGAUUUACUUGAGAAAUAUGAGAUCUCGUUCCGAUUUUAUUAGCUGAGGUAAUUGGAACUAGUAGAUUUACCAGAUUUUAAUUAUUUUUAAUAUUUUCUUCCUAAGUGGAAGAAAAGUAUGAGAACCGUAAUUUUUGUAUUUUAAUUUUUUUUUAUUUUUUAUAGUUGAGAAAUAGAGUCAUACUUUGGAUAUUAAUAAAAAAUAAUAAGAAGAAUGGAGAGGUUAAUGUAACUUAAAGAUGGUUAGUUGAGUGAGUAGUGAAGGCUAUAUUAGAUAAUAGAAUAAUUGGUUAAUAUUAAUUAAAAAAUGAUCUAUUAAUAUAAUAUAAUUGAACCCAUUGAUUUAAGCUUUUGGGGUAGGUAAUGUUUCUAUACCUAAUUAUAAGUACUACUAAUUUGUUUUGAUAGUUCGAAAGAGUGGAUUUUCUUUGUCUUCUAUCUGUUUAUAGAAAUGCUUCAUGGUUCAUCCGAAAGUGCUAUAGAUAAAGGUAAAAGUUAGUUAAAAUAGUACCGUAAGACUUAUAAAUACUACUAAAAAUUGCAAUGGGGCCUAUAAAUAUUUGUAAAAAUAAGCUGAAUAGUGAAAUAAUUUUCAUUUUUCAUCUGUUCCCAAACGCAUACUAAGUAUGCUUAAGUUGAAAAUUUUGUUCAUAGCUUCAGGGAUGGUUGUUAGUUCCAGAUUUGAAAUGUAUCCUUGGCUUAUAAUUACUUAUUUGUAAUACUUGGCCGGUCCAUAUUCCCCUAGGCCCUCAUUUCUUUGAGAAUAUAUCCAGUUUUGGAGUUGAAGUACAUCUCCUUCAUUAGUGUCAGAUCCAUUACUUGCUGAAAGUUGUAAUGUCAUUACUGCGUGGAAUAUUGAUUUUGUGGCCUAUAAGGGAGUCUGUGUUGCUUCUACACAUCAUUUCUAAGCGUUUCCUAUAUAAAAAGUAUGACCAGCUCUUUGUCACAUGGCUAAUGCAGAAAAUACAAGCUGGUAAAUUUUUUAACUCUGCUGUUUCCUUGUUUUUAUCUUGUCGUAUAUAAAUCCUCGAAGUCCCAUACUUUUUGUGCUCAACCAGCCAGUAGGAGAUGUCGGUGACACAAAAUCAAUGUCCCAGUGGUAUCAGGUGUUGAUGAUUGGACCUUCUCUAUGAGUUGAUUUACAUAGGAAAUCCAAUGCAGUAUUGUGAAUGAGGUGUGAAAUUUGUUUGGGUAACUAUUUCUAGUAUUGUGAACAUAGAGACUUCUAUAUUUGAUCUGUUCCUUAACUUAUAAAAAUGCAACAGAAAGAUAACCAAGAGACUUGUAACUUGUUUGGUUGGCAUCUCCUACUGUUUCCAACGGAGACAUUUAGAUAUCAAAUCCCCUCUCCUCUGUUGUAACUAUCCAAAAAAAAAAGAAAAUUGUAAUGGUAAGAUUGUUUAUUAUGAUUGUGCGUGUAACAGGGUGUUCUUCUUUCUGGACCUCCUGGAACUGGGAAAACACUCUUUGCAAGGACAUUGGCAAAGGAAAGUGGUUGCCCUUUGUUUUUGCUUCUGAUGCAGAGUUUACAGAUAUUGAAAAAAGUGGUGCAGCACGGAUCAAUGAGAUGUUUUCUAUUGCAAGGAGAAAUCCCGGGAAAUUCAUCAUCCCACAAAUUACUCCAGCCAUUUUUCCCAUCUGAAUCCAAAAGACACUCCUGGGCAAGAAGAAAACCGAACUUUCUUUUACAACUCUCCUAAAGUCUUGAAAUUUUCAGUUCUUUCAAUCACAAAUGAUGGAUCCACCCAGCUCAAUCCCUUCAAACCGUCCAUGGAUGACCAUUGAAAGCCCAAUGGAGGCCAGGAUGAUGGAUAUUUCUUGUCAAAACAAGGAUACCGUGAAUGAUUGUACCCCAAAGGUUGGUAUGGAGUUUGAUACGUUAGAGGCAGCUUGGAUGAUUUGGAAAAAUUAUGGAAAACAAAUGGGGUUUAGUGUUCGAAAGCAUUAUACAAAUAAAAGUAAGAUAGAUGGAGAAAUAACAUCGAGAAGAUUUUUGUGUUCUAAAGAGGGUAGUCAUAAGCCUGAUAAACGAGAUCAUCUGACCAGUCAACCUCGACAAGAAACAAGGACUAAUUGUCUAGUACGAUUGGGUGUUUCAUUAGUUCGUGAGACCGGAAAGUACAAGGUGUACGAUUUUGUAUCGGAGCACAACCAUGUUUUUCAUCUUGCAGCAACUACUUUCAUGAUGCGAUCAGAACGAAAGAUGUCUGAUGUCCAAGCUUUUGCUAUUGAUUUAGCUUAUGCUUCUGGAAUUAAGCCUAAGGAGAUACAUGAGUUAAUGAGUAGAGAGGCUGGUAGAAGGGCUAAUCUUGGCUACACUGGAAUUGAUCAAAAAACUAUCUUCGAACUAGAUGACAACAAAGCUUGAUAUAUGGUGAAGCCGGUAGUUUAUUAAGGUAUUUUCGACAACAAUUCAUAAUCCAUCAUUCCAUUAUGAUGUACAGUUGGAUAUCGAGAAGCAAAUAACUAAUAUAUUUUGGGCUGAUGCUAAAAUGAUAAUUGAUUAUGCCCAUUUUGAUGAUGUUUUUAGUUUUGACACUACAUUUGGCACAAACAAAGAAUUUAGACCUUUAGCUGUGUUUAUUGGUUUCAAUCACCAUAGAGAGAUGGUGAUUUUUGGGGCUGCACUUUUAUACGAUGAGACAGCCGAAUCAUUCAAAUGGCUUUUUGAGAGUUUUUUAAAAGCAUAUGGUGGUAGAAAGCCUAAAUCUAUCUUUACUGAUCAAGAUUUUGCUAUUGCAAAGGCAUUAGCUGAGGUGAUGCCGGAGACCUAGCAUAGAUUAUGUACUUGGCACAUAAUGCAAAAUGGAAUCAAGAAAUUGGGAAAUUUGAUGAAGGAUGGCUCAUUGUUCCUCCGAAACUUUAAAGACUACAUGUAUAAGUAUGAGAAUGAGAGUGAAUUUGAAGAAGCUUGGAAUAAAAUGAUUCAAACCUAUACAAUUAAGGAUCUUGGUUGGUUAAAUGGUAUAUACAAAUUGAAGGAAAAAUGGGCUAACUGUUACAUGAAGAGGGCAAUUACUUUGGGAAUGCGAAGUACUCAGCUUAGUGAAAGUUUGAAUGGGGAUUUGAAAGAUUACUUGAAAUCAGAUUUGAAUAUGGAUGAUUUUUUUGAGCAUUUUGAGAUGGUGGUAGGGCAGAAGCGGGAUAAAGAGUUAAAGGCUGAGUAUAAUGCUAGGGAAAAAUUGCCUCCUUUGUGCUUGAAGAAUUCACCUUUAUUGAAGCAAGCAUCACAGGUGUAUACCUCUACAAUAUUUAAAGUGUUCCAAAAUGAGUAUGACUAUGCAUCAGCUGCAAUAAUAGAAGAUCGGAAUUGUAGCCAGCCAAUGCAUGAAUAUACUGUUGUGCUUUUUGAGAAAGUUGGAGAAUAUAAAGUAUUGUGUAGUCCUAUUAGUAGGACAAUCUCAUGCAGUUGUAGGAAGUUUGAAACAUUUGGGAUUUUGUGUUGUCAUGCUUUGAAGGUUUUUGACAUACUUGAUAUAAAGAUAAUUCCUGAUGCUUACAUUUUGAAGAGAUGGACAAGAGAAGCAAAAAAUGGGUAUGUCAUAGAUAGUAUUGGGAAGGAUGUCCAUGGGGAUGUUAACUUAAAAGUUACACAAUUGUAUAGAAGAUUAUGUUCCAGGUUAGUUAGAUUAACCUCACGAGCUGCUGAAAUCGAAGAAGCAUAUGAUUUGGUAGAGAGUGUUACAAAGGAAUUAGAAAAGCAGGUUGAAGAUAUUGCCAUGAAAUUUUCAAGUGUGAGUCUUGAUAAUUCUAAAGAUCAAAUGUCAUUGGGUGGUUGUGAAAUUGUGGAUCAUGGAGAACAUAUAAAGAAUUUAGUUGAAAAGGUUAAAGGCCUCAAAAAGAAAGAAAGUUGUAAGGGUCGAAAAAGAUGUAAAAGUUGGGUUGAACAACAAUCAAGGAGAAAGAAAAGAACUUCAACGAAAGAUACUGUUAGACAACAAUUAUCCAAGGAAAACAAUACCUCUUCUCUCAUAAAUUACAAUAACUCUAUCUCACCUGUGCAAUGCUAUUCACAUGAGAAAACUAAUCAGGCACCUAAUUCAAUGGCAUGGAUGACAUAUGAAGGUCUCCAGGGAAAUAGAUGCCAAAACAGUUUCAUUGAAUCAUUAACGGGAAUGGAUGUUGGGUUUGAUCAAGCACAAGUUCCUUUGGGUGACACAACAAAUAAUUAUGAUGCUCACAUGAAUUUUCUUGGUAUGUGAUUUUGAUGCUGCAAAUGCUAUGGAUGUUGUAAAAAGAGAAGAGGAGAUAGGCCUUUGUUAAUGCCGCCAAUGUUACAUUUUUCUUUUGUUAAGAUUGUCCUUGUUGUAAAAGAGAAGAGGGGAUAGGCCAUUGUUAAUGCUGCCAAUGUUACAUUUUUCUUUUGUUAAGAUUGUCCCUUUAUAGAAUAAGGGAUCGGCCUUUGAUAUGUAGCAUUUUCCCUUCUUUAAAACAAUUGUACCUUGUGCAAAGUUGAAACUUCUAGAUUUUAAAUCAAUAUUAUUGGCAA
Molecule: messenger RNA, 5800 nt
Organism: Quercus robur (English oak)
Lineage: Eukaryota; Viridiplantae; Streptophyta; Magnoliopsida; Fagales; Fagaceae
Product: protein FAR-RED IMPAIRED RESPONSE 1-like
Exons: 7
Coding region: 4110-5513 (467 amino acids)
Biological process (GO): regulation of DNA-templated transcription
Molecular function (GO): zinc ion binding
Source: RefSeq, a predicted model, not a curated record